AUGUUUCUAGAUUCCCUAAACUCCAAUCAUCUUUCACUUCAAACUACAACAAAGAAUGAUAAGACAGAGAAUGAGAUUGAAGUUGACAAGAUUAUUGAUGCUCUGAGUAAUCUGGGAACAUCAAGUCAUACUCCUACUCCAGAACAUUCAUCAGAGGCGAUAAAGACUGAUGGUCAACUGAGAACUUCACGAUCCGAUAUAGGUGGAGGCAUUGGUGUAGGAGUUGGAGUUGGAGUUGGGGUUGUAGAGGAUCUGGACAAACAUGAUGAAGUGGUCACUGGUGUAACAAGUGAUGACACUUCUGCCAAUGACCAUCAACAUCAACAUCAACAUCAUCAUCUACAUCUACAUCAUCUUCAUCAACAACAUCAACUGAAAGACAAGAAGUCAGAUUCAUUUGAUGAUGAGAUCAGUCUAACAGUCAAUGGUGGUAGUAGUGGCGGAGGUGGUCACAAGUCAACUGAGCAGAGUGAGAUAGAGAGCGAUGAUGAGAAGACAACGCAGCCGUCAUGGUCCUCACCAGCCUUUGAUACAACCACAGGGUUCGAGGGCGACACUGACAACAGUGAUCUGAGUGACAGCGACACCUAUGACCUCAGCACACAACAACAGCAACCCAAGAACGCCAACAUCAACAACAACAUCCCAACCAAGAAGGACAAGGCCGCCAAGAAGAAGAAGAAGGCCGCCAAGCUGCUCAAAAAGGUCGUCAAGAAGAAAGAGAAGAAGGACAAAAAGGACAAGAAGGACAAGAAAGACAAGAAGAAGAAGAAAAAGAAGAAGAAGAAGAAUGGAGAGGACCGUGAUGAUGAGAUGGAGGACGAAGAGGAUGAGGUCAGCGCAGACACAAGCGUGGACGAUGAGCGACUGCCCUUGUUCUCACCGACCGAGUUUGUAAAGUCGAUUCCAACGGCCAAGAUACAGCAGCCAGCGCAUCCCCUGACGUCCAGUCUAAUGGGCUUCCGCAACCUAGGCGCAUCCAACCUGCUGGCCGUCCAGAACCCCGAGGUUAUCCGAUCGGUCGCCCCUCUGGCCUCCAAUUCUGGACCUGGGGUGCUCAACAAUGUCAACAACGCCAGUUCAGUGCCGCCACCCAAUUGCAACAAACUCCCGGAUGCUUCCUACCUGCAGAAGGUGUUGAACGACGAUGAGGACUUUGUCGUGCCCUCAUGUGAUACUCCCAUCCUCGAGAUCAACAACCUGUUCAGCGAUGUAGUCUUCCCUUUCACGCUGUCGUCCACACCAUCUGGCGGCACGCCACACCUGUCGUCGUUCCCCUCGACCUCAUCAUCUGAUGUCAACCAACUGUUCAUCUCGUGUCUCCAGCAACAGAUUGAGAACUCGCCGUCGCCCAACAACAAGUUCAGCGGACUCUCGUCAAGCAUACAUCUGCCAAAGAUCACAGCCGACCAACAGCAGCAACAGCAGGCAUCCUCGUCUGGCCAGCCAGUCUCAGUGGAGGAAAUACCCUUGGACCUCAAGAUACUCCAACUCAGUGGAUCACGCAUCUAUUUCAAUCGCGAGUUGACCGAGCUCAUCUACUUCUACCGCAUCCUUUACGAGGCGCACAACAAGUCCGUUCCAGUGCUUGAGAAGAUCAGAUUCGUGGCCAUCACCUCACAGAACAUCGACAUGUACUUUUGUAAACGAGCUCUAAAGCUGAGACUUGGUUUCAUCUCGACGCGCAAGUCAUUGAAGCCAGAGGAGAGGUACAUCAACAUGGUGCUAAGUACGACCAGGAACUUGAUCAAUGAUGCCUACAACCUGUUCAACAACAUCCUGUUGCCAGAGCUUGCGGCCAACAAUAUAUUCCUUCUUACAUACAACGACUUGAACCUCGAGGAGAAGCAACAGCUGAGGGAAUUCUUCUUGCAACAUGUGUUCCCAUUGAUGACACCGCUGGUGGUUGAUGCUGGACAUCCAUUCCCCAAUCUUAGUAACCUCAGUUUGAACAUCGCCGUCAUUCUCCAGCAUGACGAGGAGGGCCACACGAGAUUCGUUCGUAUCAAGGUACCAUUGAAGAUACCGCGCUUCGUACACAUCAGACAACGAUCCAACUAUAGUUUGAUACCGAUGGAAGAGAUCAUCCUGGCCAACUUGGACACUCUGUUCCCCAACACCAAGAUAUUGGCCAAGUCGCUGUUCAGAGUCACCCGUCACAACGACCUAAAGCUCAACGAAGACGAGGCCAACGACCUGCUCGAGCUCAUCAAGACCGAGCUUCACAAACGCAAGUUUGCGCCAAUGGUUCGUCUGGAGGUCUCGUCCUCAAUGCCCAAGAACAUCAUCGACAUGUUGUCCACCCAACUAAUCCUUGACGAGGCCGACGUCUUCAUCAUCGAUGGUCUCCUUGGCCUCUCCGAUCUAUUCGAGUUGUGCAAGUUGAACCUGCCACAUCUCAAAUAUGAGCCAUGGGUACCACACAUUCCCAAUCGAUUGCACAAGCUAUCCAAGAUGCCAUCACAAGACAUAUUCAGUACAAUAAGGAAGGGUGACCUCCUGAUCAACCUACCCUAUGUCAGCUUCAAUAGCAGUGUCCAAUUCUUCAUUGAGAGCGCUGUGAAGGAUCCAAAGGUGUUGGCUAUAAAGAUAUCGAUAUAUAGGACCAACUCCAAUUCACAACUGAUUAGAGCUCUGUGUGAAGCUGCCUCGCACAAGGAGGUCAGUGUACUGGUGGAUCUAAAGGCGAGUGGUGACGAGGAACAGAACACAAAGUAUGCACGACUGCUUGAACAAGCAGGUUGUCACGUCAGCUAUGGACUCGUUGGUCUAAAGACUCACGCCAAGAUUGCCAUGGUGGUGCGUGAGGAGGACAAGACACUCAAGAUGUACCUGCACUACUCGACGGGCAACUACAAUGCCAGCACGGCCGACAUCUACGCAGACAUUGGUCUGUUCAGUUGCGACCAGGAGUUGGGCGCCGACAUGUGCGACCUGUUCAACUAUCUAACUGGCUACAGCAGGAUCACUUCGUUCAGAAAGCUGGUGAUUGCUCCGAUGAACAUGCGAUCAACACUCCUACAACUGAUCGAGACAGAGGCCAAGAAUGCAAGAGAGGGCAAAGAGGCAACAAUACUGGCUGUGAUGAAUGGGCUGGACGACAAGAAGAUUGUCAAUGCACUAUACCACGCCAGUGUGGCUGGUGUCAUUAUCAAACUAGUUGUCAGGGGCAGGUGCAGGAUCCUUCCAGGCAUCCCUGGCAUCAGUCACAACAUUCAAGUCAUAAGUAUCUUGGGCAGGUUCUUGGAGCACAGUAGAAUCUAUUACUUCCACAAUGACAACCAACCAAAGGCGUUCAUUGCCAGCGCAGAUUGGCUGCAUAGGAACUUGAAAAGGCGUGUGGAGACAUUGGUGCCAGUCAACGACCCCAACAACAUCAAGGAGUUGCGCAACGCCAUCGACGUCUACUACAACGAUCCAAACGCAUGGUUCAUGUUGCCCGAUGGUCGCUACAAAAAGACGUCCAGCUCAGAGUUCUCCUCUUUGUGUUCACAAAACGUAUUCAUGAAGGAGACCAUCCAGAAGCAUCCAGUGAUCUGGAGUAAAUAA
Molecule: messenger RNA, 3549 nt
Organism: Acytostelium subglobosum LB1
Lineage: Eukaryota; Evosea; Eumycetozoa; Acytosteliales; Acytosteliaceae
Exons: 5
Coding region: 1-3549 (1182 amino acids)
Biological process (GO): polyphosphate biosynthetic process
Cellular component (GO): polyphosphate kinase complex
Molecular function (GO): polyphosphate kinase activity
Source: RefSeq, a predicted model, not a curated record